AAGCAGAACAAUGGAUUUCUCUUUCUCUUUCAUGCAAGGGAUCAUGGGAAACACAAUUCAGCAACCACCUCAACUCAUUGACUCCGCCAACAUCCGCCAGGAGGAUGCCUUUGAUAACAGCAGUGACAUUGCUGAAGAUGGUGGCCAAACACCCUUCGAAGCUACUUUGCAACAAGGUUUUCAGUAUCCACCCACAACAGAAGACCUUCCUCCACUCACAAAUGGCUACCCACCAUCGAUCGGCUUGUAUGAAACCCAGACCAAAUACCCGCCAUAUAACCAGUACCCCAAUGGGUCAGCCAACGGCUUUGGUGCAGUUAGAAACUUUAGCCCUACUGACUAUUACCAUUCAGAAAUUCCAAACACAAGACCACAUGAAAGUCUGGAAAAACCUUCUCCUCCACAGCCACCACCUCCUCCUCCUUCGGUACCACAAACUGUAAUUCCAAAGAAGACGGGCUCACCUGAGAUUAAACUAAAAAUAACCAAAACUAUCCAGAAUGGCAGGGAGUUGUUCGAGUCCUCCCUUUGUGGGGACCUUUUAAAUGAAGUCCAGGCAAGUGAGCACACGAAGUCAAAGCACGGGAGCAGGAAGGAGAAGAGGAAAAAGAGCAGCAGGCACGAGGCGCCCGGACCCGAAGAGCGCCGGCCACACAAGACCCCCAAGUUAGAGCCAGAGGCAGAGAGUAGACCAAAUGAGAGGGUGGACACCGCACCAGAAAAACCAAGAGAAGAGCCAGUGAUCAAAGAAGCCGUCCCGGUUCAGCCAAUACUGUCUUCUGUUCCAACAACAGAAGCGUCCACCGGUGUUAAGUUCCAGGUUGGUGAUCUUGUUUGGUCCAAGGUGGGAACCUAUCCUUGGUGGCCUUGUAUGGUUUCAAGUGACCCCCAGCUUGAGGUCCAUACCAAAAUUAACACAAGAGGUGCCCGGGAAUAUCAUGUCCAAUUUUUUAGCAACCAGCCAGAGAGGGCAUGGGUUCAUGAGAAACAGGUACGGGAGUAUAAAGGUCUCGAACAGUAUGAAGAGUUACUAGCCGAGGCAACCAAACAAGCCAGCAAUCACUCUGAAAAACAAAAGAUUCGGAAACCCCAGCCUCAGAGAGAACGCGCCCAGUGGGACAUUGGCAUUGCGCAUGUGGAGAAGGCUUUGAAGAUGACUCGGGAAGAGAGAGUGGAACAGUACACUUUCAUCUACAUUGACAAGCAGCCAGAAGAGGCUUCAUCCCAAGCAAAGAAGAACGUUACCUCCAAGACCGAAGUUAAGAAACCUCGAAGACCAAGAUCUGUGCUCAAUAGUCAGCCAGAACAGACCAAUGCUGGGGAGGGGGGGGUGGCCUCCUCACAGUCAAGUACUGAUCUUCGGAGACAGAGCCAGAGGCGGCACACAAGUGUGGAAGAGGAAGAGCCCCCUCCUGUUAAAAUAGCCUGGAAAACAGCGGCCGCGAGGAAGUCCUUACCGGCCUCCAUCACAAUGCACAAAGGGAGCCUAGAUUUGCAGAAGUGUAAUAUGUCUCCAGUUGUGAAAAUUGAACAAGUGUUUGCUCUUCAGAACGCGACAGGAGAUGGGAAGUUCAUUGAUCAGUUUGUUUAUUCAACGAAGGGAAUUGGUAACAAAACAGAAAUAAGUGUCAGGGGGCAAGACAGGCUUAUAAUCUCCUCACCGAGUCAGAGAAAUGAGAAGCCAACUCAGAACACGUCAUCUCCCGAGGCAACAUCUGGCUCUGCAGGCCCCGGAGAGAAGAAGCAGCAGAGGAGGUCCAUCAGGACUCGAUCUGAGUCAGAGAAAUCCGCCGAGGUUGUGCCAAAGAAGAAGACCAAGAAGGAGCAGGUUGAAACAGGUCCCCAGGCUUCCCUGAAGACUGGAUUACAGAAAGGGUCGGCGGCGGACCGAGGAGUGCAGGGCUCUGUCAGAUUCAGUGACAGCUCCAUCUCCGCAGCGAAUGAGGAAACUGUGGACUGUACAAUUUCAUCCCAGAAACUCCAGACUUGGAGUCGCCGUGCAAGAUUUCUUUGUCGGCAGCUCAAUAAAGUUUCUUUCGUUUUGAUUUUGAUUUUGCCAAUCAUCAUUAUUGGCAUCCUCUGGCCUGGUUUCUUCAAGACUCUGAACAAUUGCUUUAACAUUCAGAUGAUUUCUCUCUCUUUUUAUUUUUUUGUCUGA
Messenger RNA from Peromyscus maniculatus bairdii (prairie deer mouse), 2158 nucleotides. Lineage: Eukaryota; Metazoa; Chordata; Mammalia; Rodentia; Cricetidae. The record is from RefSeq and is a predicted model, not a curated record.